AUGUUCAGAACUUCUAUUCGUUCCUUGGCUACUUUUGUAUCCCCUGAAGCCGUCUUACCAAAGAAGUACGGUGGAAAGUACACCGUCACUUUGAUUCCUGGUGAUGGUAUCGGUAAAGAAAUCACUGACUCUGUCAAAACUAUUUUUGCCGACCAAAGAGUCCCAAUCGAUUGGGAAGUUGUCGAUGUUUCCGGUGUUGAGGGUGGUUCUGUUGAUGAAGCUGUCUUGUCUUUGAAGAGAAACAAGGUUGGUUUAAAGGGUAUUCUUUAUACUCCUUCUGACAAAUCUGGUAAGUCUUUGAACGUUGCCUUGAGAAAGGAAUUAGAUAUCUAUGCUUCUUUGGUUCUUAUCAAGAACAUCCCUGGUGUUAAGUCAAGAUUGGACGGUAUUGAUUUUGCCUUGGUCAGAGAAAACACUGAAGGUGAAUACUCUGGUUUGGAACAUCAAUCUUACCCUGGUGUUGUUGAAUCUUUGAAGAUCAUGACCAGAUUCAAGUCUGAAAGAAUUGCCAAGUUUGCCUUUGACUUUGCUAAGAAGAACAACAGAAAGUUGGUCACUGCUAUCCACAAGGCUAACAUUAUGAAGUUGGGUGAUGGUUUAUUCAGACAAACCGUUAAAGAUGUUGGUCAAGACUACCCCGGUGUUGAAGUUAACGACUUGAUUGUCGACAAUGCAUCCAUGCAAGCUGUUGCCAAGCCUCAACAAUUUGAUGUUUUGGUUACUCCUAACUUGUACGGUACCAUCUUAUCUAACAUUGGUGCUGCAUUGAUUGGUGGUCCAGGUUUAGUUCCUGGUGCUAACUUUGGUAGAGAAUACGCUGUUUUCGAACCAGGUUGUAGACACGUUGGUUUGGACAUUAAGGGUCAAAACACUGCUAACCCAACUGCCAUGAUUUUGUCUGCUUGUAUGAUGUUGAGACACUUGGGUUUGAAUGAACAAGCUGAUAAGAUCUCUAAGGCUACUUACGAUGUCAUUGCUGAAGGUUCCGUUAGAACAAAGGAUAUUGGUGGUGCUUCUUCUACUACUGACUUCACUUCAGCUAUUUUAUCCAAGUUGAACGCUUAA
Molecule: messenger RNA, 1065 nt
Organism: Lizanozyma spartinae
Lineage: Eukaryota; Fungi; Ascomycota; Pichiomycetes; Serinales; Debaryomycetaceae
Gene: IDH1
Product: isocitrate dehydrogenase (NAD(+))
Exons: 2
Coding region: 1-1065 (354 amino acids)
Biological process (GO): isocitrate metabolic process; tricarboxylic acid cycle
Cellular component (GO): mitochondrion
Molecular function (GO): isocitrate dehydrogenase (NAD+) activity; magnesium ion binding; NAD binding
Source: RefSeq, a predicted model, not a curated record